AGCUGUCAAUUCUUGCUUGUUUAUUCGUUUUGUGUUUAUCGUUUUGUGUUACCGUUAUUUUUAGGUUAAAUUCAAAACUUGAAACGAUUUUUCUUUUGAAAACAGUUCUGAUGGACCUUGACGAUACAGUCUUCCUGGAAGAAUGGUCUCAACAGACGAAAGAAACGGAUGUUCAAUAUCACAAAUUAGUAUCAACCCUUAAACCAGUGAUACCAUUUGAAGAAGUCUUUUCAAAUGACGAUGUUGACAUAAAAGUUGAUGCCGAUGCUUGUGUGCAAGCUGUUCAGAAAUCAAAGGAAUUAGCUGCAAAAAAACAAAAAUUGCAACAGGAGCUAUUAAAACUUACGAAAGAAGUCGAGAAUCUGAAGGAUAAGAACCAACAGUUAGAAGAAACUAUUGAAACAUACAAAGUCAAAUGUCACCAGGCCUCCUCGAAAAACAAAACUGAUAAGGAUGUAUUAAACACUGCUAUAAAUAAGUAUGAAAAGAACUUGGACAUGACCGUCAGCAUAGAAAAUAUUUCUGCAUCCACAUAUGAAGCAACUUUCAAGUUCAAAAAGCUAAAAAAGAAAGUGCUGAAAGUACUCAUAGACAGAGAAAAAGGUGAAAUAAUAGACCAUACAGUUCUACGUGAUCUGCCCGGCAAUGAAGGUGAUGACACAUAUAUUCCAAAUAUUCUGUACUUAUUGCGGAAAUCAAUUUUGUAGUGUAAUAAUUGGGAAUAUAUUUUGCAUAUAAUAAACUGAGACUGUAUUACUAUUAUUUAAAUGUAUAUGUAUGUAUGUAUAUCUAAGAAUAAUAAAUGUGAUUUUUUCAAGUAA
Molecule: messenger RNA, 821 nt
Organism: Acanthoscelides obtectus
Lineage: Eukaryota; Metazoa; Arthropoda; Insecta; Coleoptera; Chrysomelidae
Source: the annotation of a GenBank genome assembly